CCUUUCCAUAAAAAGCACUAGCCCCCUCCCCGCAAUUCUCCCACAAUCCAGGGGCCUCUCCGCAAAAUAUCCUUCUCCUUCCUCCCCCAUUCCCCUCCGCCGCCCGUGAGCUCGAGCUCCGGCGAGCCCCCGAUGCUCCCCUACGCCACCGCCGCAGAGGCCGCGGCCGCGCUGGGGCGCAACCUCACCGCGGCGGAGUCGCUCUGGUUCCGCUACUCCGCGCGCGUCCCCGACCCCCUCCUCUACUACCACAACGUCCUCUUCCUCCUCGUCAUCUUCACCCUGGCCCCCCUCCCCCUGGCCCUCCUCGAGCUCCGCCUCCCCUCCGCCAUUGACGCCUACAAGCUCCAGCCCAAGACCCGCCUCUCCGCCGCCUCCUUCGCCAAGUGCUACUGGGACGUGAUGCGCGUCUUCAUCCUCGUCGUCGGGCCCCUCCAACUCGUCUCCUACCCCACCAUCAAGUUGGUAGGGAUCAGGACAGGGCUGCCUCUGCCGACGGCAGGGGAGAUGGUGGCGCAGCUUGUGGUGUACUUCUUGAUAGAAGACUAUGGGAAUUACUGGAUUCAUCGGCUAUUGCACGGGAAAUGGGGGUAUGAGAAGAUCCACCGCGUCCACCACGAGUUUACGGCGCCAAUUGGUUUUGCUGCGCCAUACGCGCACUGGGCGGAGGUGCUUAUUUUAGGGAUCCCAUCCUUCGUGGGGCCCGCCAUUGCCCCCUGCCACAUGGUCACCUUCUGGCUCUGGAUCAUCCUCCGCCAGGCCGAGGCCAUCGACACACACAGCGGAUAUGACUUUCCACUUAGUCCAACAAAGUACAUUCCUUUCUAUGGGGGAGCGGAGUACCAUGAUUAUCAUCACUAUGUAGGAGGACAGAGCCAAAGUAACUUUGCUUCCGUGUUCACAUACUGCGACUACAUCUACGGAACGGACAAGGGCUACAGAUACCAUAAGGAACACUUAGCAAAGAUGAGGGAACAGUGGAGAACAAGUGGUCAAAAUGGUGAAUUAAAUGGCGUUAACCAUAAUCAGAAGUCGGCAUAGACGCAGCUUUUUUUUUUUAUUUAUUUUUUGUUUAGAUCUCUGUUGAAAUUCUCUUGUUCUUUGUCUAACAAUGGGCAUUCUCCUUUCGAUCGGCAGUAGCAAGCUUUAUGUAUUGUUGUCUUUGCUUCUACUGAACUUCACUUUCUAUGCCGAUUUGAUGAAAUGGAUCAAAGGACGCAUCCACCGCAUUAAGUCUUUGGGCAGAGGCGAUGCUGCAUCGAGUCUGUCUCUUUGCUAUGGUCAUAUGUUCAUAACUUUGAAUGUUAUGUGAGUAUGAAAACAUAGAAAUUCUUGAACUGUCAAAGUGACUGGUUCUUCCUUUGUAUUAUUACUUUGAUUUCA
Ananas comosus (pineapple) is the source of this 1383-nucleotide messenger RNA. RefSeq names its product methylsterol monooxygenase 1-1-like. Lineage: Eukaryota; Viridiplantae; Streptophyta; Magnoliopsida; Poales; Bromeliaceae. The transcript is spliced from 5 exons. Gene Ontology annotation, molecular function: iron ion binding; C-4 methylsterol oxidase activity. Bases 133 to 1041 code for a protein of 302 amino acids. Gene Ontology annotation, biological process: sterol biosynthetic process. The record is from RefSeq and is a predicted model, not a curated record.